Molecule: messenger RNA, 2162 nt
Organism: Hippocampus zosterae (dwarf seahorse)
Lineage: Eukaryota; Metazoa; Chordata; Actinopteri; Syngnathiformes; Syngnathidae
Gene: b3galt1b
Product: UDP-Gal:betaGlcNAc beta 1,3-galactosyltransferase, polypeptide 1b
Exons: 2
Coding region: 418-1404 (328 amino acids)
Cellular component (GO): membrane
Molecular function (GO): N-acetyl-beta-D-glucosaminide beta-(1,3)-galactosyltransferase activity
Source: RefSeq, a predicted model, not a curated record
AAACUACCUUGCUGUCUGAACCGUCGGAGGCGGGUCUUACCGAUGACGCCGGAAGACGAUUGGCCGAGCGCUCUGCGGCUCUCCACGUCGAUUGGUCAACGUCGCCUACGUCAACAGGGGUGCUGCUCACAAUCGUGUUUUUGUCAGCGUGACAAGCGCGCUGCAGAAUGCUGUAGUGUGUGUCCAGGAUGAGCCGCUCCGUGUAAAGGAUGGAGCCGCGAUGGGCUGAGGUAUAAUUGGGAUUCCGUUUUUUUGUUUUCCAGCCGCUUUGCAUUAAAGAGCCUUUGUGAAAGAAUCAAUUUGUGACAAUUCAUGUCAAAGUGCUCACCGGAGCAGCUCGAUGGUGCCUUCCCGGGUGGGAUACGACAGAUGGCCUUAUAAAAUCCAGCUCCUCGGAAUACACUUCAAUGCGGCAUAAUGCCUUCAAAGGUGUCCUGCCUUUACAUCCUGACAGUGGUGUGCUGGGCGAGCGCCCUGUGGUAUUUGAGUUUAUCCCGGCCGACGUCGGCCUACGUGGGCCACAUGUCGCUGCCCAUACGCAAGACGGCGAAAGCCGGCAAAAACGUCACCUUCACCAACAUCCGCACCCGCCCGCUCAACCCGCACGCCUACGAGUUUGUCAUCAACGAGCCCAACAAGUGCCGAGACGGCGCCCCCUUCCUGGUCAUCCUCAUCAGCACCACGCACAAGGAGUUCGACGCCCGCCAGGCCAUCCGCGAGACCUGGGGCGACGAGAGCGCCUUCGGCGACCUGCGCGUCCUCACCGUCUUCCUCCUGGGCAGGAAUACGGACGAGGUCCUCAACCAGAUGGUGGAGCAGGAGAGCCAGAUCUUCCACGACAUCGUGGUGGAGGACUUUGUGGACUCGUACCACAACCUCACCCUCAAGACGAUGAUGGGGAUGCGCUGGGUGGCCACCUUCUGCCCCAAAGCGCAGUACGUCAUGAAGACCGACAGCGACGUCUUCGUCAACAUGGACAACCUGCUUUACAAGCUCCUCAAACCCGCCAGCAAGCCACGAAAAAGAUACUUCACGGGCUACGUGAUCCACGGCGGACCCAUCAGGGACAUGCGCAGUAAGUGGUACAUGUCCAGAGACUUGUACCCGGAGAGCAAGUACCCGCCCUUCUGCUCGGGCACCGGCUACGUAUUCUCGUCCGACGUGGCCGAGCUCAUCUUCAAGACGUCGCAACACACCAGACUGCUGCACCUGGAGGACGUGUACGUGGGCUUGUGUUUGCGGAAGCUGGGCAUCCACCCUUUUCAGAACACGGGUUUUAAUCACUGGAAGAUGGCCUACAGCCUGUGCAGGUACAGGCGGGUCAUCACCGUCCACCAGAUCUCGCCCGAGGAGAUGCACCGCAUUUGGAAUGACAUGUCCAGCAAGAAGCACCUGAGAUGUUGAAGGUCCUCGCUUAACCUUUUGCUCCUUCUCCAAAAUCAUCGGCGACGGACUGAAUGACAGAAUUUAUUUUUCUGACCGAGGCUAUUCAAUGGAAGUCAGUCAAAUCACUGCACUCCUUCACCUCACAAAACUUGAUCAUCCGUCUGGAUAUCCCGAACUUCGAGGCAAUCAAGACUUUUGUGUGCGUGUUUGUGUGUGAUAACCAAACGGUGCCACCCGGUGGAAAAAGGGAUCCAGUCAAUACAUGAGAUGAUUCAUAGCGUUGGUAUUUGCAGCCAAGGUUUCUACAAGGUCAAGGUCCGGAAGAACAUUCGUCACACGCAGCAAGUCAAUAAGUGCUUUGUAUUAAAAAAAAAAAAAAAGAAGUCGGGUCACCAUUUUUUUUUUCUCUCAAACGUUCGAACGUUUGAACAUCGACGGAACUUGUGGUCGAUCUUCGCCUUGGCCAUUAAGGCUGUUGAGAAAUGUGAAAAGGGAGAUUGACGUUGGGACUAUUGGCAAACUAAUCCGUUGUCUUUACGAUGAGAUGUAUAAUGUAUGCUCUAAGGCCGAUUUUCCCACUGUCGGUCCAAGUUUCAGAUUCCCAAGAUUUUUUUUUUUGACUGUCCGUUUCCGUGUAGCUUUUGGGUGAUACAGAUCUUUGUGUAUACGCGACAGACGCACUGGCAAAUGUUUCUUUUUUUUUUAUCUUGGUUUCGAUAAAGCCCCGAUAACUGAUCUGAAGAUCUAAAUUGCCUCACUUGAACCACGCCACGUAA